Messenger RNA from Aplosporella prunicola CBS 121167, 530 nucleotides. RefSeq lists its product as uncharacterized. The record is from RefSeq and is a predicted model, not a curated record. Bases 146 to 433 code for a protein of 95 amino acids. NCBI's taxonomy places the organism in Eukaryota, Fungi, Ascomycota, Dothideomycetes, Botryosphaeriales, Aplosporellaceae. The transcript has a single exon.
GAUUGGCCCGGGCAAUCUCUCUUCUUAUACAUCCCUUCGGACAUUUCCUAUUUUUCCUUUGGCAUAGCAAGGCGUUCGCGGGUCAAGCGUAGUCAAUUUUGUUACGGCUUCGAGCCAGAUCAGUAGUUUCAUUACACUCUUGUCAAUGGAUUCAUUUCUUGGGGUUAUUGUCAAAUCGAUCCGCCUUUGCUGCUUACUUGCUUAUUGUGCUCUGGAUACACCUGCGAUGCGGUACCAUACUAUGGAAGAUCUGCGUGUGCGUCAAAGAAGGUGCGUAGGCCGUCACAUUCCCUUCUCUCUCUGCACAAUCUCUCUGACAUCGCUCUUUACACUAAUGUCCCAUCCCGCUCGCUCAUCCACAUCUCAAAAAUUUCGUCCGCGGCCCAAACCUACCCACCUGCCGACGGAGCUCGGACGCGCACGGAGCCAAUAAAAUCCAAACCCGCCGCCCACACAGCCGCCUCGGCUCCAUCAAUACGAGGUCAACUGCCGUCCCCUCUCUGCUCUAGUAGUAGAAGAUGUUCAGAUAG